This is a messenger RNA of Polistes dominula (European paper wasp), 1175 nucleotides long. RefSeq lists its product as uncharacterized. Lineage: Eukaryota; Metazoa; Arthropoda; Insecta; Hymenoptera; Vespidae. The record is from RefSeq and is a predicted model, not a curated record.
AUGUCUGAUGUAAACACUCAGAUCGAGAAACAUUUCAAUGUACUUGUACCUAAAUUAGCUAAUCAUCUUAGAGAUGAUUUCGAUAAAUUUGAAUACGAGUUGAAACAACCUGAAGAUAGUAUCUUUGCCUCUGUUCACAAUGAAAUUAUGUUUUAUCGUAAUUUUGCUACAGAGAACGAUAAUUAUCCAAAAUGUAUUUACAUCGAUGUCGGUGAAUCGUAUCAAACAACGUUGAUCUUGGAAGAUGUAUCUCAUCGAGGUUACACACUUCAUCCACAAAAAAUCGAUUUACCUAUGGACGAUAUUAUUGCAGUUAUGAAAGAAAUUGGUAGAUUUCAUGCCAAAGGAUACGUCAUGAAGGAACAACAACCAGAUAAAUUUUUUAAAAUAAUCAAUGAUAUUCAAGAAUGUCGAUACGAUGAAAACGAUAAAGAAACGUUUCAUCAUUUUAAUUAUUUAAUUAAUUUCGUUAGUCACAGACCUGUCGCAUAUUUACGUGAACAUAAUUAUGAUCGAAAUGUUUGUGAUAAACUCGAGAAAUUCUUUAAAAACGCUUAUGAUAAUAUCACGUUGAAAACUAUAAAACCCGUUGAACCAUUGGCCGUAUUUUGUCACGGUGAUUUUACUAUUAACAAUAUGUUAUUUAACAAAACCGAAAGGGAAGCUCCAGUAUUGCUAAUUGAUUUUGCCUUAAUUCGAUACGGUUCACCGACGAUCGAUCUUUCCACGUUUCUCUGUCUCUCUUGUAUCAAUCAAGUGAAAUGCAAUAAUAUAUCAAUGGUUUUACGAGCUUAUCAUGACGAAUUGACGAGAUAUCUUAAAGAAAAUGGUUUAACAAAUUUAGAUAAAUACUCAUAUGAAGCUUUCUAUAAUGAUUACGUCGAGAAUGUUCUUUUUGGUUUCAUUAUAGCAACAUUUUUCUUACACAUGCUUGUAAACAAAGAUUUUCCAAAGAUACCCGUUCUCUUGGAUAAAAGUAUAGAAGAAAUUUCAGACCUAGUAUUUGUAUCAGGUGGUGAUAAUGUUUCCAAAUUAUUGGCAGACUUAUUACUCGAUUUAAAAGAAAUUGGAUGCUUUAAUCAUGUUUUGUGAUGAUUUUAUCAUCAAUUGCCAUGAAAAAUGAAAUAUCUAAUAAGUUGAUAAAUUAACACAAUAAAUGCAUGUCAUCUGUUAAA